Molecule: messenger RNA, 2961 nt
Organism: Dunckerocampus dactyliophorus (ringed pipefish)
Lineage: Eukaryota; Metazoa; Chordata; Actinopteri; Syngnathiformes; Syngnathidae
Product: interleukin-1 receptor type 2
Exons: 9
Coding region: 595-1899 (434 amino acids)
Molecular function (GO): interleukin-1 receptor activity
Source: RefSeq, a predicted model, not a curated record
AUAAAUUCAGUGUGUAAAUGUGUCUCAUAACAAAGAAACUUCAGAAACUUCUUCACCCCCGUUAGACGGUGUGUGUGUGUGUGUGCGUGUGUGUGUGUGUGUGUGUGUGUGUGUGUGUAGGUACGCACGUGUGUGUAAUCUCAGUUGAUGAAACGGAAGCAGAAGUCAAGUUUGUCUUGUUUCCAAAGUAAUCAUUCAACAAACGGCAGAAGGAAAUGUUAAUAUGUUAUAUAUGAUAUAUGUAUAACAUACAGUAUAUAUAGAUAUGUUCAAAUGUUAAUAAAAAUAACAUUUCUAUGGUUUUUAAGUGUAAUAAAAAGUCAAAUAUGAGCAUUCAAACAAGCGUUAAAAGUAGCGCAGCAUAAAUAAACGAAGAGGAAGAUGUUUACGUUUGUGUGACGUGACUCACGCUGACGUUGGCACAUCCCGCGGUUACAGGGUUUCCGUGACGACCUGUGAUGUCAUCGCAGCUUUGCCAAAGUCUACUUAAGCGUGCGCGUCUGAGCCCGACCCUCAUCAGGAGGCUGGAAGAGCACGCUGCGCCACCGCGUUGAUGCUGCUUUAGCCCUGCUGGCGUCGAGGCGGGGCGCUGCCAUGGCCGUCUGGGCAUUGAUGUUGGCGCUGCUCGCUGUCGAGCACGCUCACGGACGAAGACCCGCGCUGCCUGCCAUGUCCGUCAAAGACGGCUGUUUCACGGUGCUGCCAGAGGUGGAGCUGUUCCGCAUGGAGAGCGAGGCUGUGGUCGUGUCUUUCCCCAUGUUCCAGAGGACGCUCAAAGUACGCAACAUAGCCCCGCCCACGGCCACGUACCGCAUCGCCAAGGGCGACGCUAGCGCCGCCGCCUUCUCGGACGACGAGGGGCGUGUCCAACAGCGUGGAACACAGCUGUGGCUCCUCCCGGCUCGGGCGUCUGACUCCGGGGAGUACACGUGCACCUUCAGAAAUGCUAGCUACUGCAUCAGAGGUAGCAUCACGCUGGCGGUGUACACGGCGUCCUCCGUGGACAUCAACAAACUGUCCUAUCAGUACAACGCUACGGCGGGAGAGGACGUCACGCUCAAAUGUCCCUCUUGGAAUCACUUCAGCAACCCAGAGAGACAGACAGAAUGGCAGGCGAACUCCGCUCUCGGCCGCCUCCAAGAAGGCCAAAGAUGGCGCUCUUUCCGCACAGAUGGAGGAAAACUCUUCAUCCCUGCGGUGAAGCCAUCCGACGCCGGCAUCUACACCUGCCGCCUCGGCGUGGUCGUCGAUAACAGGAAGUUCUCCAUCAGCAGGGUCAAUCAGCUCCUCGUGCAAGGUUCUGACCCGGUUCCAACUCGCACAGAGGUGGACCGGACUUCUGAAGUGACCUCUGACCCCUGGCUCAUUAAAAGCAGUGCUGCUCCCACCCUCACGCAUAUGCCGCCGGUGAUCAUCUCCCCAUCCAAUGGAACCAUCUUUGAGGCAGCGCAUGGUUCUGCGCUGGAAGUGCACUGCAAGGUUCUGACCGCAUGCGACUUUGCCAGAACCACCGCCAUCUCGUGGUUGGUCAACGGCCUGACGGUGGAGUCGUCCUACCUGGAUGGACGUGCCCUGCAGGGGGGUCGGAGGGAAAGCAGGAUGGCAUGGGGCUGCCAGGUGGAGGUGAGGCUCAUUGUCAUAGCGAUGAUGGAAGAGGACAAGGAGGCGGAGCUCCGCUGCGUGGCUAACAACCGAGGCGGCCGACAGGAAGUUGUCAUCCACCUUGGGCUGGAGGACUCCAAGUUCACCUGGAUGGUGGUCUCUGCCGUGGCCGCUUCCUGUUUCCUGGCAGUGGUCUCUAUCUUCCUCUACGUUCUUUUAAGGCCCAAACAGCAGAAGAAGAAACUGGACUACUUCCUGGCCCGGCAGAACAGCACCUUCUACAGUACUGAGGACUGAUGAUCUUCUCGUUUAUCUUCUCCAACUGGGCAGUCCGCAACCAGACGAUACUUGCUGUGGUCACUAGAGGGCAGCAUUGUAAGAGGAGACAGUUUCCUCCAUUAUAUUUCAGUGGUUUGGACAAAAAUAAUACUGUACUGUACGUCUAUAAAGCAAAGAUGAUCUGAGGAACCUUCUUGUACUCAUUGAGCAUUAAUUAUUGAUUACAUGGCAAAAUAUAAAAAUAGCACAAUGCUGCUGUUUAUGCUUAAUUCACUUUCUUUAUUUUUGUAUAGCAUGUAAUUUAAUCUAAAUACACAUUUUAGAUUCAAUGUAUUUUGUACAUCCGAUUUACUAAAGUGACACUGAAAGACAUGGUAGUGAGCAAAAAGAGGUGGCUGUACAGAAAACAAAUACAUGAAAUCAGCAUAUUCAAUUUAUUGUAAUUAUUGAAUUCUAAUUCAAUGUAUUAAUCUUCAAAUAAUUGUAAAUGAUUUUAAAUGGGUAUUUUACUCUAUUUUACUGCCUUAUUAAAAUGCUUAAAUCGCUACAUUUCAAAUAACAAACUAAAAUGAAAAAUGGAAAAAAAUGAAAAUUAAAAUGAUAACUCAAAGAAAGAAAUCAUUUGGGGCCAAAAACAUCGGUUAAUACGGUCUAUCACAGCACAUUGUAGUAGUAUGCCCCCUAGCGGCAAAAUAAUGACUCCCUUCAGAACAAUCCAAAAAUGGGAAUUACAGUAUAUUCAUGGUGGAAUUUCAUGGACAAGGCCGACUUCGUGCUAUGUGGCCACCAGAGGGCGCCACGUGGACACGCCGACAUGAAGCAGCAUGGUGGAAUGUAUACAAUGUAAGUGCAUGCGCGCGUGUGUGUGUGUGUGUGUGUCACGGUGAGACGUUCUCCUCCCAGUUGUUGCUCAACACAACCUCCCAGGAGAAGUUACAACAUGUGCUCGACAAGAGUGCUCACUCAAACAGGAAGUCCUCGCCGCGGACGCCACAUGAGCUCACCUAUUAUUUGGCCAACCGUUGACCUGACCAAGCUGUCAUGUGACCCGAGGUGGCCAUCAUCGUCGUCAUCACCUUC